GAGGAAGAGGCGGCGAUGGCGCUUCAGGAUGUCUGUGGAUUGUCACGCGGCGGCUGGGAUUCGCCUCUGCCCGGCGCCGGAGCCCGUCCUGGGCUCUCGCACUACGCUUUCGGGGUGCGGGAGCCCCAGAUGGCGGUGCUCCAGGGGAUGCAGCCCGCCGAGGUCCUGAAGAGCCUCUCGGAGAGUAGCGGCUCCCAGUUCGAGCCGGUCCAUGGCACCACCACCCUGGCCUUCACUUUCCAGCACGGAGUCAUCGUGGCCACCGAUUCCCGGGGAACCGCCGGCAACUAUAUUGAUUCUUUGCUGUGCAAUAAGGUGAUCGAAAUCAACCCUUACCUGUUGGGCACCAUGUCUGGAGGUGCGGCUGAUUGCCAAUAUUGGGAGCGUCUCCUGGCCAAAUAUUGCAGACUGUACUUCCUUCGCAACAAAGAACGGAUCAGCAUCUCGGCUGCCUCCAAGCUCUUGGCUAACAUGCUGGCUGAGUACCGGGGUAUGGGGCUCUCGGUGGGCAGCAUGAUAUGCGGAUGGGAUAAGAAGGGCCCUGGUCUGUAUUACAUCAAUGACAAAGGAGCCCGGCUGAAAGGGCCCCUUUUUUCCACGGGAAGCGGAAACACCUUCGCCUACGGAAUCCUGGAUAGUGGCCACCGGCCCGACCUCAGCGUGGAGGAGGCCUACGACCUUGGCCGAAGGGCCAUCUGCUAUGCCACCCAUCGUGACAACUACUCGGGCGGCAUAGUAAACAUGUAUCACAUGAAGGAAGAUGGCUGGAUCCGCGUUGGGCGGACAGAUGUCAGUGACUUGCUGUACCAGUAUUCGGAGGAGAAGAAGUGAGAUGGGCAGAUGACCUCAAGCAUGGAGAUCUUCUGACACUCAGGGCUGGCAGAGAGGAAAGGGGAUGGGGGAACCAUCCCUAUGUCUUUUCACGGGGCAACAAUAAACUGUAUUUGAGCUCA
Pseudonaja textilis is the source of this 953-nucleotide messenger RNA. RefSeq names its product proteasome 20S subunit beta 8 (gene PSMB8). Gene Ontology annotation, molecular function: threonine-type endopeptidase activity. Lineage: Eukaryota; Metazoa; Chordata; Lepidosauria; Squamata; Elapidae. Gene Ontology annotation, cellular component: proteasome core complex; cytoplasm. The record is from RefSeq and is a predicted model, not a curated record.